Messenger RNA from Pelobates fuscus (common spadefoot toad), 2033 nucleotides. It is a transcript of the gene FUBP3, whose product is annotated as far upstream element binding protein 3. Gene Ontology annotation, biological process: regulation of gene expression. Gene Ontology annotation, cellular component: cytoplasm; nucleus. The coding region runs from base 115 to 1782 and encodes 555 amino acids. Gene Ontology annotation, molecular function: mRNA binding. The record is from RefSeq and is a predicted model, not a curated record. The transcript has 18 exons. Lineage: Eukaryota; Metazoa; Chordata; Amphibia; Anura; Pelobatidae.
CCCCUUUCCGGCGGAAGUAGUUCGCGUUGAGGCACCGAGUUUCCGUUUCUGGGUCCCGGGUGCAGUGAGUGAGGUCGGUGUAGCGGCGGCCUCCUCCUGUGGGCGGCAGGUGCCAUGGCGGAGUUGGUGCAGGGACAGAACGCGGUUCCCGUGGGGAUAAAGCCGGAGGGAUUCGCCGACGCGCUGCACCGGGUCCGGCAGAUGGCUGCUAAAAUUGAAAUACCACACUUGAAUAAUUCCGGAUCUCUGGUGGACCCAUCCGUGUAUGGUUAUGGAGUCCAAAAAAGACCCCUUGAUGAUGGAGUUGGUAACCAGUUAGGAGCGCUGGUACAUCAAAGAACUGUGAUGACGGAAGAAUUUAAAGUGCCUGACAAGAUGGUGGGAUUCAUAAUUGGACGGGGUGGAGAACAGAUUUCACGGAUCCAGACUGAAUCUGGCUGCAAGAUUCAGAUCGCACCAGACAGCGGUGGUAUGCCGGAGAGAUCAUGCGUCCUAACUGGUGCUCCGGAAAGUAUAGAGCAUGCAAAGCGUCUAUUAGGGCAAAUUGUGGAUCGCUGUCGGAAUGGACCUGGUUUUCAUAAUGAUAUGGACGGAAACAGCACGGUCCAGGAGAUCCUAAUCCCGGCUUCCAAAGUGGGUCUUGUUAUCGGCAAAGGAGGAGAGACCAUCAAACAGCUCCAGGAAAGGACUGGUGUUAAAAUGAUAAUGAUUCAAGAUGGCCCUUUACCAACCGGGGCAGACAAGCCGCUUAGAAUCACAGGAGAUCCUUUCAAAGUACAGCAAGCAAGAGACUUGGUUCUGGAGAUCAUAAGAGAAAAGGACCAGAUCGACUUCAGAGGUGUUCGCAGUGAUUUCAGCUCCAGGAUGGGGGGAGGCAGCAUAGAGGCACUAAACCCAUCUUGUGUUACCGGCCAGGUCUCCGUACCAAGGUUCGCUGUGGGAAUUGUAAUAGGAAGAAAUGGGGAGAUGAUCAAAAAGAUUCAGAAUGAUGCGGGAGUGAGAAUUCAAUUCAAACCAGAUGAUGGAAUCAGCCCUGAGCGAGUGGCGCAGGUAAUGGGCCUCCCUGAGCGAUGUCAGCAUGCUGCCCAUAUAAUUAACGAGCUCAUUAUAACAGCACAGGAGCGUGAUGGUUUUGGAAGCCUUGCUAUGGCCCGUGGAAGAGGGCGUAGUCGUGGCGAUUGGAAUAUUGGUACACCUGGAGGAAUGCAGGAGAUCACGUACACUGUGCCAGCAGAUAAAUGUGGACUGGUGAUUGGCAAAGGUGGUGAAAAUAUCAAAAGCAUAAACCAGCAAUCAGGGGCCCAUGUCGAGCUCCAGCGAAAUCCUCCUCCCAAUACAGACCCAAGUGUACGGAUAUUCACCAUCCGAGGCGUCCCACAACAGAUUGAGCUGGCAAGACAUCUCAUUGAUGAGAAAGUCGGGGGUACAGCAAUAGCUGCCACUAGCAGUUUCGGCCAGAGUCCUUUCAACCAGGCACAUGCAACACCUCAUCAAAAUGGUCCUCAGGCGUUUGUUACCCCGGGUUGGGGAAGCACUUACCAGGCAUGGCAGCAGCCUGGGCAGCAACUUCCAGGUCAGCAAAGCCAGCAGCAGAAUGCUCAGCCAGAUUAUAGCAAGGCUUGGGAGGAGUAUUACAAGAAGCAGAAUCAAGCUGCCACCGCCACCUCUCAGCCAAGCUCACAACCAGACUACACGCUUGCUUGGGCCGAGUAUUAUAGACAGCAGGCUGCUUAUUACGGGCAGUCAUUGGGGCAGACUCAAACCCAUAGCCAGGAGCAGUGAGAACAAUUGUCCAAUUGAUGACAACAUUCAUUUUUAAUUUUUAUCCCACUUGGAAUCAUUGCAGAAGACAGACCUUAAUUUGUAACUGGUUUCUAGAUUUUCAGAAAUUUUGAAGAAGACUUUCUGUUUGUAAAACACUAGUCAUAUAGUUUAAAUCUAUACUGAACUUUGCUAAGAAUCAAGAUUCUAUAAUAUACUAAAGAUAUAAACUUGCUGGGAAUUGUUUUAUUUUGUUUUUUGGGGUUUUGGUU